AUGGCUCACGGGGCCACGGCUCCCAGGGCCACGGCUCACGGGGGCCACGCUUGAGGUGUGCCUGUCCUGAAUUCAGGUGUGUUCUCACUGUGAAAGGUGCAUCUGUUUAAAUACGUAAUAUGAAAAAAAGAAUGUAAAAUGCCUCGUUAGUGUUCUUUUGUAAUGAUUAGGAGUUGAAAUGAUAAUGUUUUGGAUUUAUUGGGUUAAAUAAAAUAUUACCACAUCAUUUUGCCUGGCUUUUGUUGCUUUCUGAUGCGGCAGCUAGAAAAUACAAAACUGAAGAUGGGACUUGUUCUGCGACGUGGAAACGUCACGUUUCCACUGCACGGUGCUGGUCGUGAUCCAAGUAGCUUUGCGGGAUGGGGCGGGGGCAGCGUGUGGCCCUGGGCGAGCCCCUCAUCUCUGGAUCCUGCAGCCCCGAGAGUGAGUCAGGCGGGUCUCACGUUGUAAGUCUCUCCCUGUCGGGCCCGAUGCCGCCUCUGUGGAGUGCGGUUGCCACACAUAAAGUGCUUAGGGCAGAGUCUGGCAAACAGCAGCCACCAAGCGUGUUUGAUAUCAUCACUCAUAAAUUAUCUUGUAAUAGCUCUUUUACAGGGUGGAAAUGGAUUUCGUCGACUGUCCACACCCAGAGUUUUAAAAGGAUUUGUAUUCCAAUGUGGACAUGCUUGGGCGUGUCUACACUGGCAGAGCGGGCCGGCCCACAACUAGUGCCCUUCUUGUCCCAGGUGCGGCCGAGAGACGCAGGUGGGUAGGAGGCCCAUCCCUCCCAGGUGUUGUGUUGGGCUCCCGAGGCGGGGUACGUCUUCCCGGGCGUAGCUCGCGGGCGGCUGCAUUCCCGGAACAUUCUGUGUGUGUGGAAACCAGACUUCGCGGUGUUUGCGUCCAAGUGGAGUCAGGCUCAGAACUCUGGCGCGGACGUCUGGGUGGAAGGAGUGCUGCAGGGCCGGCCCUCUAAACACCUGCUGUGCUUCCCGCCGCUGUGACCACGGGACGGCCGUUCUCGCUGAAGGACCCUGCACUCGCUACUGAGCGGCGACCAUGGGCCCGCUCGCCUACCUGAAGACGCAGUUCGCGGUGCACCUCCUCAUCGGGUUCGUGUUCGUGGUGAGCGGGCUGCUCAUCAACUCCGUCCAGCUGUGCACGCUGGUCCUCUGGCCCCUGAGCAAGCAGCUAUACCGCCGGCUGAACUGCCGUCUCGCCUACUCCCUGUGGAGCCAGCUGGUCAUGCUUCUGGAGUGGUGGUCCUGCACGGAGUGCACGCUCUUCACUGACCAGGCCACGGUGGACCGUUUUGGCAAGGAGCACGUGGUCGUCAUCCUCAACCACAACUUCGAAAUCGACUUCCUCUGUGGGUGGACCAUGUGCGAGCGGUUUGGCGUGCUGGGGAGUUCCAAAGUCCUGGCGAAGAGGGAGCUGCUGUACGUCCCCCUCAUCGGCUGGACGUGGUACUUCCUGGAGAUCGUGUUCUGCAAGCGGAGGUGGGAGGAAGACCGGGACACCGUCAUCCGGGGGCUGGAGCGCUUGGCGGACUACCCCGAGUACAUGUGGUUCCUCCUGUACUGCGAGGGCACCCGCUUCACAGAGAAGAAGCACCGCGUCAGCAUGGAGGUGGCCGCCUCCAAGGGGCUGCCCGCCCUCAAGUACCACCUGCUGCCUCGAACCAAGGGCUUCACCACGGCGGUCCAGUGCCUCCGGGGGACAGUCGCAGCCGUGUAUGACGUCACGCUGAAUUUCCGCGGAAACAAGAACCCGUCUUUGCUGGGGAUCCUCUACGGGAAGAAGUACGAGGCAGACAUGUGCGUGAGGAGAUUCCCUCUGGAAGAGAUCCCGCUGGAUGAAAAGGAAGCAGCUCAGUGGCUCCACAAACUGUACCAGGAGAAGGACGCGUUGCAGGAGAUGUAUAACCAGAAGGGCAUGUUUCCAGGAGAGCAGUUCAAACCUGCCAGAAGGCCGUGGACGCUUCUGAAUUUCCUCUUCUGGGCCACGGUCCUGCUGUCUCCUCUUUUCAGCUGUGUCUUCGGCGUCUUUGCGAGUGGUUCCCCUCUCCUGAUCCUGACGUUCCUGGGGUUUGUGGGGGCAGCUUCCUUUGGAGUCCGCCGGCUAAUAGGAGUAACUGAAAUAGAAAAAGGCUCUAGCUACGGAAACCAAGAAUUUAAGAAAAAGGAGUGAUUCCUGGCUGCGGUUGUGCACACGUAACCCGACGGCUGUGUCCAGUUAACUCAAAAACAGAACCACACACCCAGAUCGGAGGAAAAGACACUUAGAAACUAUUUUUCUUAUUAACUGGUGACUAAUAUCAACCAAUAAACCUUGAGCCAAGAGCAAAGCCGUCGGAAGGCCUGCGGACGAAGACGCCAGCGGCACCCCGGGCAGGGUCCCAGGGUCCCACGAGCCAGGCUCCGAGGGCGCCAUGCGUGCGGGCCCACCGCUGCGGGGGGCCGGGUCCCACCCCACCGCGACCUCGCGAGAAUUCUGCCUGCCAGAGGGAGCCUUCGGCCGCUUUCUCUUCUUAAACUUAGAUCCAUUUUUGGUUUUUACCAGUUAUUUUGGGAACUCCCCCUGCCCCCCCCCCCCCGCCUCCUCCCCUGACCCCAGCAAACCCUCCCCAGCCCUCUCGGGAAUGAGGACAUGUCAGCCCCCAGGCCCACAAAGCACCUGCCCAUCCUGUCUUCACAUACGGGUGUUCUCGGGUGACCAGGGCGGGCCGAGCGCCAGGUGGCCGGGCAGGUGCCCCUCAGCUGGUGGUGGGGACGCCCCACCCCGGCUGCCUGGCUCCUCCCUGAGCCUGUGUGGAAGCACUUUACAUCUGUUUCUAAAGUGAUCCGCCCCCUGAGACCUCUGUCCCUCUUUUUCCCUGCUUAGUCCUCAGCCCCUCUACUGGGCCACACCCCUGCCGCCAGCCCCGGGGACAGCUGCCCUGCAGCCCACGGGCCUCUUGUAUGUUGGUUUCAAAGAACGUCCCCACCAGACCUCCUCUCUUCUGGAGGCGGUUGGAGACUGUUCCCUGGGAGCUCGUCGGCUCCUAGGGGUUUUAUUUUUACUGUUGGUCUGUUCGUGGCUCUCGUCUCCCUGAGAAGUAGAGGUGGUGGCCCCCCCUCCCUUCCCCGAGCAGGUGCCUGGGUGCCCGGGGUGGGGCUGGGCACCUCCUUGCACAGGCUUCGCCCGGGAGCCUGGGAGCACUGCCCCGCCUCAGCUCCCCCUGCUGGGGGGUGUCUGCCAGGGUCCCGACUUCGCUGCAGCCCUGGGCGUGGGGCUCCCCAGCAGGCCUCUCCCCAGGCUCGGCUCAAGCAUCCCGCUGUCCACUCGCUUGCAUCAGACUUCUUUCUUAAACCUCCCGCGUGCUGUUUUCAAGUCACACCCCCCUCGCCUUUUUUUUUCCCCCUCUUUUUAGCAAAGGAAGGAAAAGUAACGGGUGUUAGCCCUGGUGCACUGGAGCCAGCGUGCCGAAUAGAGGCAGGUUGGGUUUUCUAGGAGAAAAGGUGGAGGAAAGAGGCAUGGAGAAAAUAUAGACUAAAUUGGACAAGUGCCUCUGCAUCAGCCCUAAGUGUGUAUUCUGGGAGGCUCUCUGGGGACAGCACGCGGUCUCUAGGACGAGGACGCUGCUGGGUUCUGGGUGAGAGCACCCCGCCCUCCCCCUGCUGCAGGGGGGGCCACCGCGGGUUAGUCUGCUCUCCUGUGGCAUGCUGCUCCCGGCUUCCGUGUUUGUGUCCUGUGCUAACUCACUAACACCUAAAGCAUCUUGAGAACGGUGGGAGGGCACUCCUGUGUGCAUGCGGUCCCUAGAAGGCCCAGGUUUAGGUCUUGUACCUUGUAAUUCAUGGUUCUCCUUGGCCAGAGAAGUUCUCUCCCCCUGAAAUGACUACGUACCGGGCACCCUCCUCCCAGAGCCACUGGAGGGGCCGUGCGGGGUCCGGGUACGAUGGAGGCUGAGGGCGGGCAUAGGUCUUAAGUCUCGGUGAUUCCCUUCUGAUCUAACACAGAUGAGCCCGUGCAUUUGGUGCCCAGAACUUGAGAGCAAGCAAACCUCACCAUGGACGUUUGGGGGGGGGGGGUGUUUUUUGUUUUUCUGUUUUUUGUUUCUUUUUGGAGGGGGAUGGAUUUUGCUUUACGUCCGCUUUAGAAGGAGAGGGAGAGGGGGCUCCUUUAAUUUUCAAAAUUAAUAAAUCGCAGAAUAGUGA
Messenger RNA from Acinonyx jubatus (cheetah), 4178 nucleotides. It is a transcript of the gene AGPAT3, whose product is annotated as 1-acylglycerol-3-phosphate O-acyltransferase 3. Gene Ontology annotation, cellular component: endomembrane system; endoplasmic reticulum. Bases 1039 to 2169 code for a protein of 376 amino acids. The record is from RefSeq and is a predicted model, not a curated record. The transcript has 9 exons. NCBI's taxonomy places the organism in Eukaryota, Metazoa, Chordata, Mammalia, Carnivora, Felidae. Gene Ontology annotation, molecular function: 1-acylglycerol-3-phosphate O-acyltransferase activity.